AUGCAGUUUGGAGGCGUGCUAGUUUUUGGAUGCUCAGAUGAGUUAGCGAACUCUGGUUUGAAAGCCGACGAAAGAGCAAUCGCAGCACAGGAAGUCCCCGUGGCAACAGUCUCCACUGGAUUAGCUAUACGAAACGAAGAACGCCCUGUGGAAAUUAUUGCAACAGCGUCCGAAUCUCUUAUCAAGGAGGUUGAUGAUGCAAUUAGCAACAUGGAUUGUAAAGUGGUCAAGAUUGGGGCCUUAUUUUCUGAAGAGUCUAUCGGAAUUGUAUCCAGAAGCUUACAACAAAGGGCACAAUUACUGCAAGUUUUGGAUGUUGAGCCAUUCUUCAAAACAGGCCCUGCUCCAAAGCAAGAAGUGAUUACAGCGCUCAGGAAAGAAAUACUUCCAUCAAUAAAAAUCCUUUCCGCAACAGUUCCAGAAGUCAAAGCACUGCUAGAUGAGGCCGGUAUCGCUAUCGACUAUCCAAAAAGUAUACAGGAUGUACAGUCAAUGGCAAACACCUUAAGAAGCUUAGGACCUGAGUACGUUAUUAUAAAGAGAGAGAUCUUCGAAGAGAGUGAUGGAAUGACGACACUGCAUUUUGUUCUGUGCGGCGGCGAAGAGCCCCUAACAUUGACUUCUCGUUUUGAGAACCCAAAACGACUGUUUGGAGCAAGUUAUUCUAUCCCUCCGGCAAUUGCAGCACACUUGGCUAAAGGAUACUGUGUUCCGGAAGCAGUGUCUGCAAGCUUUAAGUUUGUCGAGGAGAUGCUCAAGGGAGGGCAAUAUUUUAUCUGA
Messenger RNA from Trichoderma virens Gv29-8, 780 nucleotides. RefSeq lists its product as uncharacterized. Gene Ontology annotation, cellular component: cytosol. Bases 1 to 780 code for a protein of 259 amino acids. Gene Ontology annotation, biological process: thiamine biosynthetic process. Gene Ontology annotation, molecular function: phosphomethylpyrimidine kinase activity; hydroxymethylpyrimidine kinase activity. NCBI's taxonomy places the organism in Eukaryota, Fungi, Ascomycota, Sordariomycetes, Hypocreales, Hypocreaceae. The transcript is spliced from 4 exons. The record is from RefSeq and is a predicted model, not a curated record.